AUGGCGGGGACCCUUUCACUCUUCCAUCUUCAGCUGAAUUCGCCCAAGAGCGGAGGAAAGACCCGCUGCGACAUAACCAGUCUUCCAUCCAAAUCAUGGAGAAAAAGCCAUAGGAUUCCAAAAAGCUCUUUGGAGCCAAAGAGAAGCCUUCUAGGGAUCAACUCAUGGGUGAAGUCAAAGAGCGUAUUUGGAGAGGAUAAGGCUCGAGCUAAAAGCGAGAGGCUUUUCAAAAUCUUCCGGAUAGUCACCGCGCCAUUCAUAGCCAGCAGGGAAACAGCCCUCCUCCCUCAAGAUGGUCCGUCUUGCUUCUGCUUGAUGGAAACUAGGGUUCAAGUUCAGACUUUUCGAAAUCAAGACAUGGCGGGGGCAGGGAUUCUUUUCAUGACCCCAACAAGUUUCUGUGCUCAUUUACGCAAAUAUGAAACAUCGGAAAAAUCCAGUUUGAUCGACCCCUGGGGGACUGAAAGUCCAUCUUUCAGACUUGUAGCGCCGACCAGAACUCUGGAAUGGACUAAGGAGCUACCGAUCUAUCUCCUCGAAAGAAAGGAUUGA
Molecule: messenger RNA, 552 nt
Organism: Striga asiatica
Lineage: Eukaryota; Viridiplantae; Streptophyta; Magnoliopsida; Lamiales; Orobanchaceae
Source: the annotation of a GenBank genome assembly